UACUUUCUGUAUACUAUGUUAAAUGUAAAAUUAAAUAAAUCAUUUGCCGUGUGUUGUUGUUUUUAUUUUUAUUUCUUAUGGUUUUUUUUUCUUUUUUCAUCAGGCAAUACAAGCAGUUCCCUUCAGAAUUUUUUUCAGGCAUUAAUCCGGACGCCUGCCGGUCCUUCCUCCUUUUCUACGUCCCUGAGCGAGGCCGGCGUCAAGAUGAAUGACACAGUGACAGUCAGGACACGCAAGUUCAUGACGAACCGUCUGCUUCAGAGGAAGCAAAUGGUCGUCGAUGUCCUCCAUCCCGGCAAGGCCACAGUCCCCAAGACUGAAAUCAGGGAGAAGCUUGCCAAGAUGUACAAGACCACUCCUGAUGUCGUCUUCGUCUUUGGCUUCAGGACUCAGUUUGGUGGCGGCAAGACAACAGGCUUUGCCAUGGUGUACGAUUCCCUAGACUAUGCCAAGAAGAACGAGCCCAAGCACAGACUUGCCAGGCAUGGUCUGUAUGAGAAAAAGAAGACCUCAAGAAAACAGCGCAAGGAACGCAAGAACAGGAUGAAGAAAGUACGAGGCAUCAAGAAGGCCAGUGUUGGUGCUGCUGGCAAAAAGAAGAAAUGAGGUGUCAGUUUGCAGUGAGCCCGGACAGCCAGGGAGAGACUCCGCGCUCACGAUGUUCUUGUAUAUUGUCAUCAAAUAAACUUUGGAAAAAAUUGGAAAAA
This is a messenger RNA of Mugil cephalus (flathead mullet), 707 nucleotides long. It is a transcript of the gene rps24, whose product is annotated as ribosomal protein S24. Gene Ontology annotation, molecular function: structural constituent of ribosome. The transcript has 7 exons. The coding region runs from base 16 to 606 and encodes 196 amino acids. Gene Ontology annotation, biological process: translation. NCBI's taxonomy places the organism in Eukaryota, Metazoa, Chordata, Actinopteri, Mugiliformes, Mugilidae. The record is from RefSeq and is a predicted model, not a curated record. Gene Ontology annotation, cellular component: ribosome.